Leucoraja erinaceus (little skate) is the source of this 4402-nucleotide messenger RNA. RefSeq names its product nectin cell adhesion molecule 1b (gene nectin1b). The record is from RefSeq and is a predicted model, not a curated record. Gene Ontology annotation, cellular component: adherens junction. The transcript is spliced from 6 exons. Bases 360 to 1874 code for a protein of 504 amino acids. Gene Ontology annotation, biological process: protein localization to cell junction; heterophilic cell-cell adhesion; homophilic cell-cell adhesion. NCBI's taxonomy places the organism in Eukaryota, Metazoa, Chordata, Chondrichthyes, Rajiformes, Rajidae.
AGAAAGAGAGAGAGAGAGAGAAGAGGGGAGGGAGGAGAAAGAGAGGAGAGGGGAAGGAGGAGAGAGGAGGGAGAAGGAGAAGGAGCGCAUCGCAUCGCAGGCGGAGCGCGUCUACAGUGGGACAGCCCCAGUGUUGGAGCCGCAGCGCCCGGACCCAGAGCCAGAGCCGGGCUGAUCGGCGUCUACAGCCGGCGGAGAGACUCGGCCUCCCGGGGGGUUGGGGGGGUUGAGACACUCGGGGGCGGCUGCUCUCUGUCUCUCUGUGUGAGAGCGUUGUACCGGGUCGUGGAGACAGAGAGAGCGAGUGUGAGUGUGAGUGUGUGAGCGCCGGGCUCGCUGGAUCCACGCUCGGCAUCAACAUGAGGAUCAACCCGGGAUUGUGUCCCCGCAGCGCGGCGCGAUUCCUGCUGCUCGCCGCUAUCCUACCAGUUUUCCAGGCACAGACGGUGACGGUGGACGAGAGUUUGUCGGCGUUUAUCGGCACCAGCGUGGUCUUGCGAUGCACCUUCGUCAACAACGAUCCCACCAUCAAAAUCACGCAGGUGACAUGGCAGAAGGCGACCAACGGAUCGAAACAGAACAUCGCCAUCUACCACCCCACGAUGGGCGAGUCGGUCCUGCCUCCGUACAAGCACCGAGUCUCCUUCAGAAACCCCUCUCUCAGCGAUGCUACCAUUGAGAUGUCCAGGCUGGAGCUCAUGGACGAGGGAGUGUACAUCUGUGAGUUUGCCACCUUCCCAACCGGAAACCGAGAGAGCCAGGUCAACCUCACUGUCUUCGCCAGGCCAGUUAUUGACGCUGAGCUGAGCCCGCACAUCAUCACAGCGAGGGCCGACCACCCAAGGAAGAUGGUGGUAGCAACGUGUACCUCUGCCAAUGGGAAGCCACCAGGCAUCAUCUCCUGGGAGACCAAGGUCAAAGGGGAGAAUGUGGUCAAAGAAUCUCGGAACCAGAAUGGCACCAUCACGGUGACCAGCGAAUACCGGCUGGUGCCCUCGCGAGAAGCCCACAAACAGCCCCUGACAUGUGUGGUCAACUACCAGAUGGAUCGCACCACUAGAGCGCUGGUUCUAAACGUGCAGUAUGAACCGGAGGUCACGGUGGAAGGAUUUGAUGGGAAUUGGUACCUGAAUAGGGAGAAUGUGAAGCUGACGUGUAAAGCAGAUGGGAAUCCACCAGCCAGUCACUAUCACUGGAAGAUGUUAAACGGGUCGCUGCCUGUAAACGUGGAACCACAGAACACCACCCUGCUCUUCAAAGGCACCGUGACCUACGACUUGGCGGGGACGUACGUGUGCGAGGCGACGAAUGCAAUCGGCACUCGGUCGGGGCUGGUUGAGGUCAAUGUCACAGACUCCCCUCAACCCCUACCAUCCAACAAAGUGGACAGAGCCAUAGUGACCGAGGGUCGGGAUGGCAGCAAGAGCGGAGUCAACAUGACGAUGAUUGGAGCCAUUGUGGGCGCUGGUGCGCUCCUCCUGUUGGUCGCCGUCAUCAUAGCGGUGGUGGUGGUGCGCAAACGGCAGCGGACCUUCAAGGGGGACUACAACACCAAGAAGCACGUCUUUGGCAACGGUUACGGCAAGGCGGGCGUGAGGCCACCCGGUCCCCAGCAGCUCCCCUACCCCGAGUCUGACGAGGACCACAAGCUCUCCUCCAUGAACGUAAGUUACGAGAACGAGAGGAAAGUUGUCCGAGACGGCGCCGACUUCGACACGGACUCCAAGCGCCCGUACUUCACGGUGGACGAGAGCGACACGCAGGAGGAACUGGACGAGCAGACCCUGAGCUUCCAGUAUCCGCCCGAUCUGACAGAGGACAUGGUCUCGCAGAACGACGGCUCCAUCAUUUCAAAGAAAGAGUGGUAUGUCUAGAGUGGUCGAGCUGAUAUAUGGGGCAAAAUCAGAGUGUCCAAACUCUAGCCUGGGUGGUCCCCUGUAAAGAACUCUGCAACAGCUAAGGUCUUAACGAUUACAUUACUGUUUUUUUUAUUUACAUUUCAUUCAACAACAACAAAAAAAAAAGUUCUAAAGACAAUGAUUUCAUAAACGUGACUUGUAUGUGCAUCACUAAUGAGGAGAGACCCACUCUUUGCCAGCUGGACUUGCUAAGAAAGCUGUUGCUUCACCACUAAACUCAACGGAUAACUUGUGCUAAACACUGGAAAGUCAGGCAGGCACUCUGUGGCUGCAUUACCUUAACCCUCAUUAUAUUAGCCAUUAAUUUAUAACCACUAACAUGGACAUGACUAAAUAACUUGCUCUUGUCGACCAGCCAGUGGUAACUGAACAUGGCGUGCAAUUAGCGACGUAUAAAACUCCACUCAGUGGAGGGGUUGUGGGGAAAACUGAUGCUCACUAACUCUCCAGCUGGUAGCUUCUGCAACUGGACGUUCCAUUAGCUGAAACCAGUCUCUAAAGGCCAAAUUUCUUUAAAUCGGACAUAACUCUUAACACCAUUCACAGUUCUGUUGGGCACCUUAAGUGACUUGUAAAUUUUUUUUUUAAGGUCACAGAAUUGUCAAUUUUUUUUUCGAAUUGCUUUGAAGCAAAAUGAAUUUGCCUGCAAGAAAAAAAAGUGAAUUUCAUUCAUUCCCCUCCUGAAUGGAGCCCCGGUCUGACAUUCCUGCAUGUGAGUUUGUGUUGCCUUAAGUGUCAAAAUUGUGUCCCUUUUCGUGGAGCUACCAUGGUGCAAGGAAGCGUUUCCUUUCACCAAUCCUGACAAACCUCUGCAGCAUUUUAAAAGACUGAGGUUCAAUCGUUGAGUCUAUCGAUGCAUGUUUCAAAGCUCUCUUGAACAAAAUGUUUGAUGUGCUCCAUUUUGUCUAAUGUCAGCUCUGUACUAUAAUGUAUAUUUCAUCAUAUCACAUUUAUAAUAGCACUUCGACAUGUCCAUCUCCAGUCUGGUUUGAUGUAAAUUAACCCCUAAUGUUUUUGGGAAAACAAAUAUGUCUCUCCCUUUCCUUACGGUCCCCAAUCAAUUGACUCUCGAUGGGGGUUGUUAGUGGAGGACAGGAGUGCAGUGUGAGGGAUAUGCAAAUGUUAGUCAGAUGGUUAGAAUAGUGAAGGAAUCAUCUGCUUACUAAUGAUGUCCAAAAUUGAAAUGCGUUAGUUGGUCAAACGACGAGAGAGGGGAGGGGGGGGGAGUCAAUCUUUCAACACAGGACCAGAGUCAUUGUCCGUUCUGGACCCUCAUGCUGGUCUGAUCCAGGAGCGAUUCGGAUUAGUCUAUUGUCACAAGCACCAGUGCAGUUGCUUAUUCACACGAAGCGUGUGAACUGAUCGGUCUACAUACAAUAACGUUGAACACAGCGAUUAGUGCAAUGCCAAGCCCAGACUGGUGCAAGGUUGCUGUGCAAUCUGAGGUGGUGUCAUAAAUAUAUACAAUGUUAAAGUGUACUGACUGAAUGAGGUGCGAGUGUGCUGUAAGAACUGAGUGCCAUCAGACAGCUGCAGAUGUGCCAAUUCUAGCCCAGCCAGCCUGUUCACCAAAUAAUGACUUACGACGUUCCAGUUUCGAUCCUCCUUUCCCGUUUUAAUUUGGUAAAUAAUUGCAGUCUGUCUGAUUGUGGGCAGCAGGUCUGUGCUGCAGGCAGCGUUACACCUCCCACAGAAUAACACAUGGGCAUUGUGCAGAGUAACAAACAACAUCCCAGCCUAGCAAGAUGCUAUCAGGCAGCACAGCACUGCCUUUGUUCCACAAUUGCUAAUGCAUUAAGUGUAACAUUUGAAAACCGCCUACAAACGCGGUGGCAAAAUUGUUAUCGGUAAAUUAUAAUUGUGACAUUGUACUGCUCUGGCUUCGAGACUGUGUCUCCUCCAGCCCAAGGAACAAAUCCCGAUCUAGCCUUCAGCCUUCUGUAGACAGAAAUGCAUGCAAAGCAAAGGCAGCUUGCCUUGUGAUGUUGAACGAGAGAGUGGUAGAGACAAGGGGACAAUGCGAGCAGCUGCCGAAACAGAGGGGCAGUGCCACAGAGUGAGGGGGUAGAGAGACUACACUGCUACCAACCCUUGGGAGAUACACGCAUAAAACUUGACAAGGCUAGAGGGGUGUCGGUUUUAUGGGGAGAAGGCAGGAGAAUGGGGGUAGGAGGGUGAGAUAGAUCAGCCAUGAUUGAAUGGCGGAGUAGACUUGAUGGGCCGAAUGGCCUAAUUCUGCUCCCAUCGCUUAUGACAUUUCAGUCCUGUACCCUUAUCAAAAUCAUGUUGGAGCACUGAACUGUGUCUGUGUACUGGUCGCGUCACUGAGUUACUAAGCCAGCAAAUGGUAAUAUUUGACAGUUUGAGAAUGUCUUCUGCAAAAGACAAGGAUCAGUAAAUGUGCAUGAAGCUCACUGAUUGCAACACAAUUGUCGCUGUUUCAACCACGUUCUUUUAAGAGAAGAAUCGAGCCGGCCAUCGCC